Melitaea cinxia (Glanville fritillary) is the source of this 1807-nucleotide messenger RNA. Its product is annotated as facilitated trehalose transporter Tret1-like. Gene Ontology annotation, molecular function: transmembrane transporter activity. The transcript is spliced from 8 exons. Gene Ontology annotation, biological process: transmembrane transport. The coding region runs from base 112 to 1581 and encodes 489 amino acids. The record is from RefSeq and is a predicted model, not a curated record. NCBI's taxonomy places the organism in Eukaryota, Metazoa, Arthropoda, Insecta, Lepidoptera, Nymphalidae. Gene Ontology annotation, cellular component: membrane.
GUUUAUAAAUCUCUUGCUAACUGCCUACGACAGCACAGGUGCCGACAUAUUUAACAUGAUUAUUAGUAAAUGUUUGUUUUUUAAAUUAAUGAUAUUUCAUUGUUUCAGACGAUGGAGACAGGCCGAGGUGUGCAAUACUUUGCGGCAUUUGCUCUGUCCUUGGCAACGGCUACAAUGGGAGUAUCAUCAGCGUGGCCAACCCCUGUCAUACCAAAACUCUACAGCAAUGAGACGAGCUUGAAUAUAACAGAGGAUCAGAUAUCAACAAUGCUAGCUAUGUCUGCUCCUGGUUUUGUAGUUGGCAGUCUCGCCACGAGGUUUAUUGCAGACAUGAUGGGAAGGCGAUCAACGGUUCUCGCUAGCGCAGUUCCUUUUGCAUGUGGAACGUUUAUCGCUGCAACAGCGAAGGUACCUUGGCUACUGUAUAUUAUGAAAUUUCUAUGGGGUUUCGGGACGGGAAUGGUUUCCUCCGUGGCGACGAUAUAUCUCGCUGAAAUAUCGGAUAAGGAUCUACGUGGUACUCUCUCAGUGGGCACAAGAUUUAUGUUUAACUUCGGGAAUCUUAUAAUGAUAUCUGUUGGGCCCUUUUUGUCCUAUGAAGUUCUGAAUUACACCAUAUUAGUGCUACCAUUCAUUUUCUUUACGGUCUGUCUGUGGGUACCGGAGUCGCCUUACUAUUAUCUGAAGGAGGGCAAAGUAGAAAAUGCUAGAAAAUCUUUGUUACGAUUGAAAAAUCAUGAGAAUAUUGAAAACGAGUUAGAAUUGUUGAAACAGGAUGUGUCUAAGGAGAUGAAAAAUUCGAGCUCGGCCAAGGAGCUCUUUACGGGUGCACAAUAUAGACGACCAAUUAUCAUAGCUGCAGGGUUAAAAGUGACGCAGAUAAUGACAGGAACCACGACAGUUCAACAAUACUUCGGAAGGAUAAUGCAAGAAAUUAACACCGACAUGAAACUCUCUACCUUUCUUAUUAUAUUUGGCGCGGUUAAAUUUAGUGUUGGUAUAAUGUCAUCUUUUUUAGUGGAUAAAGUUGGUCGUCGACCUCUUCUCAUAUAUUCUUUGUUAGGGACCGGAAUUUCCUUGGUCAUUGCUGGCAUAUAUUUCUUUUUACAAGAGGUUGCCCACGUUAAGCAAUCAUCACUGCGUUCUUUUGGAUACAUUCCUUUUAUUGCCUUAAUCCUUUCUAAUGUUAUAUCAACUGUUGGUUUCAGUUCAAUCAUAGGAAUAAUACACGCGGAAAUCUUCCCUUUAAACGUAAAAGCGCUCGCUAUGACAUCUCUAAACGUUUUUGGAGGUUUCUUAGGUUUUACAGUCGCAAAAGGUUACCAAGCGAUCAAAAAUGUUUCGGGUCUUUAUGGUGUUUUAUGGACAUUUGCUUCGAUAGCAAUUUUUGGUGCUGCAUUUACAUAUUUCACUGUACCUGAAACUAGAGGUAAAAGUUUGCGUGAGAUCCAAGAUAUGUUAAAUUUUGGUGCCAACAGUGGGCUCGAUGAAGAAAAUAGAAUUAAUGACAAUAAUAUUGAGAAGGAAGAACGUAUUGAGUUAAACCAACUGCAAAAGGAGACUGAUGUUAAUAAAAAUUAAAAUUUGUUAUUGAUCUCGUUUUUAGUAUACGAGUGUAAACUAAAUAAUUAAGCAUUUAAAUUUGAACUGAGAAUUUUUACCAAAAGUUUAUUAAGUGUAGUACUAAUUUUUAUGGUUUUAUAGCACUGUGUUUUCUCGAAGCUAUUAGGUAAGAAUUGUAACUUUAUAUUAGGUAAUUAUAGAGGAGUUAAUAAGAAUGUAAUAAUACAGUGACUUCUAAAUUAGA